AUGAGUGCUCCAAUGACCAAAUUUAGCAAAGUAGAAGAUGAAGCUCUGGUUGAAUGUGUUGCUAAAAAUCCGCCAAUUUAUAAUCCUCAAAACAAGGAUUACAAAGAUUUAAAUAUUAGAGAGGCCAUUUGGAAAAUAUUAGUUCUAUAUUCUUCUUCAAAAAGAAUUUUCAAUAUAUUUACGUCGUCAGAUGUAUCCAUUAUAAUUUAA
Molecule: messenger RNA, 210 nt
Organism: Cinara cedri
Lineage: Eukaryota; Metazoa; Arthropoda; Insecta; Hemiptera; Aphididae
Source: the annotation of a GenBank genome assembly